Neltuma alba is the source of this 2383-nucleotide messenger RNA. RefSeq names its product protein MODIFIER OF SNC1 11. The record is from RefSeq and is a predicted model, not a curated record. Gene Ontology annotation, biological process: poly(A)+ mRNA export from nucleus. The transcript has 6 exons. Bases 130 to 777 code for a protein of 215 amino acids. Gene Ontology annotation, cellular component: nucleus. Lineage: Eukaryota; Viridiplantae; Streptophyta; Magnoliopsida; Fabales; Fabaceae.
AUUAAUUGCCCCGGCUAAAUUGAUGGAGGAAUCCGAAGCUUGUCACAAUUGCUUUUGCUUCUGGAGUGCUCACUUCUCACGCCGCCUGCGAUUCUCUCUGCGCUUCCGCUCUCACAAUCUCCCAACCCGAUGGCAACCAACACGGAGAAGCCGAAUCCCGACAAUCUUCCCGAAGAUAACCCUAAGAAAACCCUAGACCUCACUCAGCCCCCUUCCGCCACACCUGACCCCGAUCCUUCUCAAGAUCCGACCAAUGCCUCUUCUACAACCCAACCUUCGUCUCUCCCAUCCCAGCCUUCAACCACCGGCGCCUCUCCCAAGGAUGCUGCUGCUGCUGAAUCGAAGCAUCCAGUUGCGGAAAAGGAUGCUGCCGUUUCCGAUAUUCAGAAGAAGAUACUUCGAGCCGAGCGGUUUGGGAUUUCUGUGCAGCUGUCUGAGCAAGAGAAGCGCAAUUCCCGGGCUGAAAGGUUUGGCACUGGUUCCACAUCACAAGCAUCAGAGACAUCAAAAUCGGAGGAGCUGAAGAGAAAAGCUAGAGCAGAGAGCAGGUUUGGGAUGCCUUGUCCACCAACGGCUGCUGAUGAGGAGGCAAAGAAGAAAGCUAGGCUUGCUAGGUUUGCGCCAGUUUCCAAGACUGAUCCCUUGGAGGAAGAUAAAAGGAAGGCAAGAGCACUCAGGUUUUCAAAUCCACCAUCAAGUUCUUUGCCCCAAGUUAAUGGCACAGGGAACAUUGAGACAGAGGCAGCUGUUGCUGGCAAAGCAGGAGGUGGGGUCUGAAUGGCAGCAUAUUUCAUUACUAGUUGAGUUAUAUUGUCUAGUUUUUGAAGUUAAAGAUUCCCUUAGUAGCUUUCAUACUGUGUCUACUUGUUGACAUAUUAAUCCCUGGAUGCAGCUGCUUCCACUUCCUCUAAGACAUUGCUGAGUUUAAAGUGACUGGAGAAGAUUUCUUCUGGUGUCAGUUUACUGUGUGACACCAUGGGGUAAUUAACGGAUAUCUUUAAAUUUUUUACUUAUAUCAAAAUCUGCCUAGGUCAAAAUUCUGGAAUCUACAGCCUAUAGAAGCUUUCAUUUUUAUUUUAGCACUUAGAUUAAGCUUUUGCCUUUUGCCUUUUGCAUAAAAGAAGCUUGUUUGGUCCUUUCAUCCCUCCCCAUCAUUGCGAUGAAGUCAGUAUCUCUUGUAUGCUGCUUGUCAAAUGUCCAUGAUCAUUGUGCGAAAUACCAGGUUGAUUAUGCUAUUUCAGGCUCCAUCAUAAUGCUAGUCUAAAAUCUGCUGAUGUCAGGAUAAGUUUAUGUUGCAUCAUGUGUCUUGGGGGAGUGUUGAUAGGUGAAGAUGAUAAGCUCUUAAGUAGCAGCUCAUAUAAUGAACUCUUUUCUGCUUAAUUCUUAGAGUUGACAUUAUUUCAUUGUCGCUAUGAAUAAUGUUGGUUCUCUUUUUCACUCGUUUUCAAAAGUAUGAAAAGUUUGAUGUUACGUUAAUGAAAAAUAAAAUCUGGCAUUUGCAUUAAAAAAAGGCUGCAUUUUGGCAUUUACGACAGACUGCUUUCUCUUUCUUCAGCCUUUGUCCAUUUCUGAAUUGAUGUUCAGUGGGAAAUGUGAUGUCCAAUGCUGUGGUGCAAUCUCCUAUGAGUUUUGGAUUUUUAAAUCUUGUUUGAAAGUAGUGAGUGAAGCACAUAUUUACUUGGUUUCAUAGCCCUAGGAAAUGGAUUGAUGGACUAUGUUAUGGUGCUUUGGAAAAAAAAAAAAAUCAAUAGCUUUUGGCUUAGAGUUGGUGGUUUGCGUCACUGGAUCGGCAGAGAUAUUUAAUUCGUAGUCCUGCUACUGUCUGCUGGGCUUUCUUUAAGAAAAACAAGGUUGAAAAUGAUCAAGCUGAAUGUGACAAAUGAAAACUUUAGUGGUGUGGUUGAAGUCUGCAGAUGUUUUCUUCUAGAAUCGUAAGUUGAGGUUAUUUUUUAGGCUGUGGAUUCCAAUUUUUUGAUCUUUGCUGCUAUUUUGUUACAAGUAAACUCUUUGAAGGUGCCACUUAGUUUUCGUAGUUGCCAACUUUAGAAUUGUACAAUCUGCUAGAUAGGACAGGCAAGUGAAGGAGGCUUAUUUUUGUUCCUUUUUUGUUAUCUUUUGAAAUAUAUUUUUCUAGUUUUUCUUUGGGUAAAAAGUCCUGGAAGUAUCUUGUAUCUGGGGGUAUUUGUGUUGCUGGUUAGCAAAGUAUAAAUGAAUUAACGGACCAUUAUUUCUACUUGGGGAAUCAUUAUAUGUUUAACCGUAAUUGCCCAAAUUUGUGUAUCUUGAUCAGCUUUAGUCUGGAAACAAGUGGCUAGCACUUCUAUGUCUCUAACGGUGCAGUUGUAACCCUAUGUCAUGUGAGAAGUUUCUUUUGAUGGUGGAA